This is a messenger RNA of Heterobasidion irregulare TC 32-1, 2229 nucleotides long. RefSeq lists its product as uncharacterized. Gene Ontology annotation, cellular component: mitochondrion. Lineage: Eukaryota; Fungi; Basidiomycota; Agaricomycetes; Russulales; Bondarzewiaceae. The record is from RefSeq and is a predicted model, not a curated record. The transcript has 13 exons. The coding region runs from base 1 to 2229 and encodes 742 amino acids. Gene Ontology annotation, molecular function: ATP binding; methylcrotonoyl-CoA carboxylase activity; metal ion binding.
AUGAAACUUGCAGAGAGUAUCCAGGCCAAUGUAUACAAAAGGAAGCCUCAUUUUGACAAGAUUCUCAUCGCGAACAGAGGUGAAAUCGCGUGUCGUGUCAUUCGCACCGCUAAGAAGCUCGGCAUCAAGACUGUGGCGGUCUACAGCGAAGUCGACGCCGACUCGCUGCACGUGAAACUGGCGGACGAGGCGUAUUGCAUCGGCCCGGCACCAUCGUCUGAGAGCUAUCUUCGUAUGGAUAAGAUAAUUGACGUCUGUCGACGGAGUGGCGCGCAGGCUGUUCAUCCAGGGUAUGGAUUCCUGAGCGAGAAUGCCAAGUUCGCUCGGCAGCUCGCCGAAGAAGGCAUUGUCUUCAUCGGUCCUCCCGCAAGCGCAAUUAUUAGUAUGGGGUCGAAGAGUGAAUCCAAGACUAUAAUGUCCAGUGCUGGAGUUCCUUGUGUUCCGGGUUAUCAUGGAAGUAACCAGGAUCCCGCAUACCUAUUACAAGAGGCUGAGAAAAUUGGAUUUCCGGUCUUGAUCAAAGCUGUACACGGUGGAGGCGGUAAAGGUAUGCGAGUUGUGCAUGCCCCAUCAGCCUUCUUCGACUCCCUCGAAUCGGCUCAGCGCGAGUCGCUCAAAGGGUUCGGGGAUGCCACCGUUCUUGUCGAGAAGUUCGUCGAGCGGCCGCGGCACGUCGAAGUCCAGAUAUUUGCGGAUCAGAUGGGGAACACAGUGAGUCUUUGGGAGAGGGAUUGCUCGGUGCAGAGGCGAAAUCAGAAGAUCAUCGAAGAGGCUCCUGCGCCCGGACUUUCGGCUGAGCUGCGUGCUGAUUUGAGCGCGAAGGCCAUCGCUGCUGCGAAAGCGGUCAAUUACGUUGGCGCCGGGACCGUCGAGUUCAUAUUCGACAAAGACACCUCUAAGUUCUAUUUUAUGGAAAUGAAUACACGAUUACAGGUUGAGCAUCCUGUGACAGAAAUGGUAACUGGAUUAGACCUUGUAGAAUGGCAAUUAGAAGUAGCUUCAGGGAAUCCUCUCCCUCUCUCCCAACAAUCUAUCCCCCUUGUUGGACAUGCUUUCGAAGCACGGAUCUACGCGGAGAAUCCCCGCAACGACUUCCUUCCCGACUCAGGUCGUCUUCUCUAUCUCUCAACGCCAGAACCCACGCAUACAUUCGCAUCGACUUUCACCUCUGUCACGCCCUUAGCGUCGGACCUUGGCAUGACUCCAGCCACGGACAGUACGCUUCGGAUAGCGCCCUCAGUGCGUCUUGAGCAAGGGUUCACGCAAGGAGCACAGAUAGGCGUGUUUUAUGACCCUAUGAUUGCAAAGCUCGUCGUGCACGCUGAGGACCGUACAGAGGCGCUCAGAGUCUUGAGGAAGGCGUUAGACGAGUAUCAUGUCGCCGGUGUGUCGACGAACGUGGAGUUCCUGCGGGCUUUGGCAGGCCACCAAGCAUUUGUAGAUGGGGAAGUCGAGACAGGAUUUAUUCCGAAACAUCAUGCGCAGCUGUUUCCUCCCAUAGGAGAGCCAUCGGCGGAGCUCCUGGCCCAGGCUGCACUCUUUAUAGUCCUGCGGGAUUAUCCUCAAGACCCAACGACUCCUUGGACGCGCCUUGCGUCUCGGCGUUUUGGCGGGGACAUCUAUGAACGAACUAUAUCCUUCCAGACCGAGGACGCAUCCGACCAUCAUUUUACUGUCUGCGUCAAGUCUCUUCCUUCAGGCCUCUUCGAUUUGGAAAUCAGUGGCAAUGACCCAGAGUCUCUACGUACUCUAUUGACCUCCGUCCCUGCCCAAUUGACAUCCCCGACCUCACUCUCUACCACAUUGAACAAUUUUUCGAGCCGAACGACCAUCGUCUGUCAGCCGCCACCACCAGACGUCCCGGCCUCUUCAUCGCCUGCCACGAUGGAGCGCUUGCACGUAUUCGCAAACGGCCACAAGACGACGCUCAUCGUGCCCUCGCCAGCGUGGCUUCGCUCGCUCGGCGGGGACGUGCUGAGUGCCCAGGCGAGGGGCGCGUUGAAGGCGCCGAUGCCGAGCCUCGUUGUCGAGGUGAAGGUGAGCGUGGGCGAGAGGGUCGCGAAGGGCCAGUCGGUGGUCGUGCUCGAGAGUAUGAAGACGGAGACUGUGUUGAGGGCGGAGGUGGACGGGGUCGUGCGCGCUGUGGGCUGUGUCAAGGGAGAGAUGGUCAAGGAGGGACAGGAAUUGGUGGACAUCGAGGCGGAAAUCGGAGAUAGUCUCCCGUCUUGA